AUGUCGGACAGCGAGGCCUCGGACUUCCGCAUGGACGACAGUGACUCGGACGGCUUCGUCCCCCUGCCCAAGGCCACUAAGAAGGCCCCCGCCAAGAAGGCCGCUGCCAAGCCCGCCGCACCAAAGAAAGCGGCGGCCACCAAGAAGGCGCCCCUGGGAGCGAAGAAGAACCUCCCGAACGAGUCUGAGGACGUCUCAAGUGCAUCCUCUACGCCCGUGAAACGCAAGGCUGUCUCUGAUGAUGACGAGCCUACCGCCAAGCCCGCCGCGAAGAAGAACGCGUCCGAGAUGUACCAGAAGCUCUCGCAACUGGAGCACGUUCUCAAGCGUCCCGAUACCUAUAUCGGUUCCGUCGAGCAUGUGAACACCGACAUGUGGGUCUUCAACAACGAGACCAAGGGCAUGGAAAACCGCAAGAUCAGCUACGUGCCCGGUUUUUUCAAGAUCUUUGACGAGAUUCUCGUCAACGCUGCGGAUAACAAGAUCAAUGACCCCACCAUGGACUCGAUCAAGGUGGAGAUUGACCGUGAGAAGAACACCAUCUCGGUCUGGAACAACGGAAAGGGUAUUCCCGUCGAGAUGCACGCCAAGGAGGGUAUCAUGAUUCCCGAGCUCAUCUUCGGCAACCUCCUCACCUCGUCCAACUACGACGACGACCAGAAGAAGCUCACUGGUGGUCGUAACGGUUUCGGUGCCAAGCUUGCCAACAUUUACUCGCUCGAGUUUGUGGUCGAGACUGCCGACAAGGUCAACGGCAAAAAGUACAAGCAGAUCUUCUCUCAGAACAUGAGCAAGAAGGGUACCCCAAAGAUCACUGAGAACAAGAAGGGCGAGGAGUGGACCAAGAUCACUUUCACGCCUGACCUUGCCCGCUUUGGCAUGACUGGCAUUGAUGACGACACAAACGCGCUUCUCAUGAAGCGUGUUUAUGACGUCGCCGGUACUGUCAAGGACCUCAAGGUGUUCCUUAACGGCGAACGCCUCAAGGUGAAGGGCUUCAAGCAGUACGUCGAGAUGUACCUGGCCGCCCAGAACGCCACCCAGACGGCCAACUCUGGCGGUGCCGCUAUGCCCAAGCCUACCGUCGUCUACGAGGCCUGCGGCAAGCGCUGGGAGAUUGCCUUUGCCCUGUCCGAGGGCGAGUUCCGCCAAGUCUCGUUUGCCAACUCGAUUGCCACGACCAAGGGUGGUACCCACGUCGACAUGAUUGCCACGUCGCUGGCCAAUAAACUGUUGACUUCCAUCACCAAGAAGAACAAGGCUGCCCCCGUCAAGGCGUUCCAGAUCAAGAACCACAUGUGGAUCUUUGUCAACGCUCUCAUUGAGAACCCUUCCUUCGACUCGCAGACCAAGGAGACUCUUACUCUCAAGAGCUCCGCCUUUGGUUCUAGGUGCGAGAUUUCAGAAGACUUCAUCAAGAAGGGUGAGCUCGCCAGAAACCGUUGGUUCGCAGCUAACAUUGCAGUCACAAAGUCGGGUAUUGUCGAUAAUGUUCUCAGCUGGGCUCGCUUCAAGCAGGACCAGAUGCUCAAGAAGACGGACGGUGCUAAGCGUACCCGUAUUGGUGGUAUCGUCAAGCUCGAAGACGCCAACUGGGCCGGUGGCCGCAACUCCAACCAGUGCACUCUCAUUCUUACGGAAGGAGACUCCGCCAAGGCUCUUGCCGUCUCCGGUCUCGGUGCCAUUCAAGGUCGUGACACCUUCGGUGUCUUCCCCCUUCGUGGUAAGCUCCUCAACGUUCGUGAGGCAAGCCACGACCAAAUCAUGAAGAACGUCGAAAUCCAAAACAUUCGUCAGAUUCUUGGUCUCAAGCACAACACCGACUACAAGUCGACCGACAGCCUUCGUUACGGCCACCUCAUGAUCAUGACCGAUCAGGAUCACGACGGUUCGCAUAUCAAGGGUCUCAUUAUCAACUUCCUCGACCACUUCUACCCUUCGCUUCUUCGCCUCCCCAACUUCCUGGUCGAGUUCAUCACUCCCAUUGUCAAGGUCUGGAAGGGCAAGCAGGAGCACGUCUUCUACACCAUGCCCCAGUAUGAGGAGUGGAAGGAGGAAAACAACGAAGGCCGCGGCUGGCAGUCCAAGUACUACAAGGGUCUUGGUACCAGUGGUCCAGAGGACGCCGUCAAGUACUUUACAGCUAUUGCCAAGCAUCGUCUUCCCUUUGACGUCAUGACCGACGAGGACAAGCAGCUCAUCGACAUGGCAUUUAACAAGAAGAAGGCCGACGACCGCAAGGAGUGGCUUCGUCAGUUCAAGCCCGGCACCUUCCUCGACCACGACACCGACAAGAUCCCCAUCCAGGACUUUGUCAACAAGGAGCUCAUUCUCUUCUCCAUGGCGGACAACAUUCGUUCCAUUCCCUCGGUCGCCGACGGUCUCAAGCCUGGUCAGCGCAAGGUUCUUUUUGCGUGCUUUAAGCGUAACCUCAAGAAGGAGAUCAAGGUCGCUCAGCUUGGAGGUUAUGUUUCCGAAAACACUGCAUACCACCACGGUGAACAGUCUCUGUUCAUGACCAUUGUCGGUCUUGCGCAGAAGUUUGUCGGUAGCAACAACGUUAACCUGCUCGACCCCAACGGACAGUUCGGUACGCGUAUUCAGGGUGGUAAGGAUGCUGCGAGCGCUCGUUACAUCUACACCAACAUUCCCCGCAUGACCCACACGAUCUUUCACUCUGCCGACAAUGCGCUUCUCAACUACCUUGUUGAUGAUGGCCAGAGCAUCGAGCCUGAAUUCUACCUGCCCACCGUCCCCAUGGUGCUCGUCAAUGGUGCCGACGGUAUCGGUACCGGUUGGAGUACUUCAAUCCCCAACUACAACCCCGUCGACAUCGUGGACAACCUCCGCCGCCUGAUGCGUGGCGAGGAGAUGGUCCCCAUGACUCCGUGGUUCCGUGGUUUCAAGGGCUCGAUUGAGCGUGUCGAGGCCGACAAGUUCAAGGUCAGCGGCAUUGCCACCAAGACCGAUGACAAGACCAUUGAGAUUACCGAGCUUCCCGUCCGCAAGUGGACCCAGGAUUUCAAGGAGAUGAUCGAGGAGAUGACCAGUGGCUCGGACAAGACUGCGUCCACGAUCAAAGACUACGAGGAGCACCACACCGACACGACUGUCCACUUCAAGCUUCACAUGAAGGAGGCGGCCAUGAAGGCGGCGGAGGAGGAGGGCUUUGACAAGCGCUUCAAGCUCACGACCACCAUCAGCACCUCGAACAUGGUUUGCUUUGACCUCAACGGCAAGAUCAAAAAGUACGCCACUCCCGAGGACAUGAUUGCCGAUUUCUACCCCAAGCGUCUCGAGUACUACGGUCUGCGCAAGCAGCACCUUGCCGACGAGCUCAACAGGCAGUUUGAGAAGCUUUCGAACCAGGCCCGCUUCGUCACCAUGAUCAUCAAAAAGGAGCUCGUGGUGUCGAACAAGAAGAAGUCGAUUGUCGUCGCCGAGCUGCGUGAACUCCAGUUCCGCGCCUUCCCCAAGGAUGCCAAGGCCCCCAGCGACGAGCCCGACCAGGACAUUGCCGAGGACGAGGAUGCCGGUUCGGACAACGACUUCGACUACCUCCUCAGCAUGCGCAUCUGGAGUCUCACCCAGGAGAAGGUCGAAAGGCUGCUGGCCGAGCGUGACGGCAAGGAGGCCGAGCUCAUCGAGCUCCUGAAGCUCUCCCCACAGGACAUUUGGAACACUGACCUGGACGAGUUCCUUGUCGAGUGGCAGAACCAGCUUGAUGGUGAUGUCCAGCUUGCCAAGCUUGUGAAGCCCAAGACCGCCGCGCAGCUCAAGAAGACCAAUGCCGCUCGCAAGCGUGCCAAGGGAGAGGACACGGAUGACUCGGAAGACGACUUCAAGCCCGUCAAGGCUCCCGCAAAGCCUCGUGCUCCUGCAAAGCCAAGGGCGAAGCCAGCUGCGGCCACCGGCGCCUCAGCCCUGUCGACCACUGCCAACUCUGUCCUUUCGGCUUCCGCCUCGGCGGCGCCGUCGGCUGCUUCCUCGCCCAAGCGCGAAUUCACAACUCUCUCGGAGGACUCCGAGGUUGAGGUCAAGCCUGUCGUGAAGAAGAGGGCCCCCGCCAAGCCCAAGGCCAAGCCCGUCACUGUCGACAUUGAGGACUCGGAUGAUGACAGUGGGUUUUUUACUUGUGGGGGAUCAGCUAACCCAUCAGUGUACACCAUCGCGGCAUCGAAUGCGGCUUCCAAGCCCGCCUCGACUUCGACUGCAAAGCCCAAGGCUGCCAGCCGCGCUGCGUCCAAGACCCCCGCUGUCGACUCUGACGAUGAGGUUCUUGUCAAGCCCAAGAAGGCGCCAGCCAAGAAGGCCGCUGCCCCCAGGAAGCGCGCGGUCAAGACGGAGGAGUCUGACGACGACCUCGACAUGCUCGCCAAGCCCAAGAAGGCCGCCGCACCAAAGAAGGCUCCGGCCAAGAAGGCCAAGAAGAACGAGUCUGACUUUGAGGGUGAUGACAGCGAUGUCCCUGCACCCGCUCCUGCCCCGAGGGCUACCACUGGCCGCGGCCGCGCGGCUGCCGCCAAGAAGCCCGCUUAUGUCGACCUGUCCGAUGGCGACGAGUCCAUGUAG
Messenger RNA from Apiotrichum porosum, 4572 nucleotides. RefSeq names its product DNA topoisomerase 2 (gene TOP2). Gene Ontology annotation, cellular component: nucleus. Gene Ontology annotation, molecular function: DNA topoisomerase type II (double strand cut, ATP-hydrolyzing) activity; ATP binding; DNA binding. Bases 1 to 4572 code for a protein of 1523 amino acids. NCBI's taxonomy places the organism in Eukaryota, Fungi, Basidiomycota, Tremellomycetes, Trichosporonales, Trichosporonaceae. Gene Ontology annotation, biological process: resolution of meiotic recombination intermediates; sister chromatid segregation; DNA topological change. The record is from RefSeq and is a predicted model, not a curated record. The transcript is spliced from 6 exons.